AUGAAUUCUUCAAUACCCAUUUACGUUAAACAAUUUGGGCUAUUUCUCGACGGUGAUCACGUGCUGCGGUGCCGUGGGAGACUGAAGAAUUCAUUGCUGAAUCUGGAGAGCAAAAAUCCUGUAUUGCUUCCAAAGGAAUCAAGAUUUGUGGAGUUAUUAAUAUGCGAGGUUCACCACAAUGUGAAGCACAGCGGGAUUCGUGAUACACUAACAACCAUUAGAGAGCAUUUUUGGAUAAUCCGUGGUCGAGAAGCAGUAAAGAAAAUAGUCAGGAAAUGUGUCGUUUGUCGUAAAGCCGAAGGUCUUCCUUAUGGGGGAACGCCUCCUCCAGAUCUUCCUGUUAGCAGAGUGUCGGAUGAUCCCCCUUUCACAAACGUAGGUUUGGACUUUGCCGGACCUUUGUUCGUACGAGAGAGUUGUGAAAGGAAUAAUUUGUCGGAUAAUCCAACAAAGGUGUAUAUUCUAUUGUUUACGUGUGCGUCUACUAGAGCCAUUCAUCUGGAGCUCACUCCUUCCUUAAGCGUUCCAGCCUUUCUCCGCGCGUUCCGCAGAUACGCUAGUCGACGAGCACUGCCAGCUCUUCUUAUAUCCGAUAAUGCUAAGACUUUCCGAGCUGCAUGCUUAGAAAUUCGCAAGUUAUGUCGUUCUGAGGAAGUGUUACGCUAUCUUGCAAACUAUCAGAUUACAUGGCAAUUUAUCGUCGAAAAGGCCCCUUGGUGGGGAGGCUUCUGGGAACGUUUGAUUCGAAGCGUGAAACGUCCGUUGCGAAAGGUAGUUGGUAGAACCAAUCUAACCUACGACGAGUUGCAUACUAUUGUGGUUGAAAUUGAGGGCGUAAUAAAUGCACGACCCCUAACCUACGUGUACGACGAUGAAGAAGCUGUAUCUCUUCCGCUAAGCCCGUCGCACUUGGUGUAUGGAAGACGAAUAACGACCAUGCCAAACAGUGAGCACUUUGAAAUUCAGAGCACUUAUCAAUCUUUGACGAGAAAGGCGAAACAUCACAAAAAUUUACUGCAACGUUUUAUUCUUCAAUGGAGAAACGAGUAUCUUUUAGCCUUGCGAGAGCAAUACACUUCAAAAUCAAGAGGUAAUCAAAAUCCCGAAAUAGCAGUUGGAGAUAUCGUCAUUAUUCGCAACGAUCAAACAAAACGUAUCUUUUGGAAGGUGGCGAAGGUUGAACAAUUGUUACAAGGUGGCGAUGGAAUUACACGAGCUGCACAAGUCAGAGUCCUUCGUGGAGACUCUAGUCAUUCACACUUGUUGCGGCGUUCUAUCAGGCAACUUAUUCCAAUUGAGGUUCAUCAGGAAGAAGACAUUAACGAAAGAGUAGAAAACGAUAAGAAAGGCGAAAAGGAACAAGUCCUUCGUCCAACUGAUCGACCACAACGCAGCGCGGGAAUAACAGGACAAUUGCGAAGAUUGCAGAAUACAAACAAGUUCUAA
Xenia sp. Carnegie-2017 is the source of this 1446-nucleotide messenger RNA. RefSeq lists its product as uncharacterized. Gene Ontology annotation, biological process: DNA integration. Gene Ontology annotation, molecular function: nucleic acid binding. The coding region runs from base 1 to 1446 and encodes 481 amino acids. The record is from RefSeq and is a predicted model, not a curated record. The transcript has a single exon. NCBI's taxonomy places the organism in Eukaryota, Metazoa, Cnidaria, Anthozoa, Malacalcyonacea, Xeniidae.